AUGCGACUGUUAAUAACUGCUCCGUUGCAGGUUGCCACUGGAAACGAAUCGUCAGCUAAACGACUUAAAAAAUACUUUGAAGAAGUGAACAUAAAAUGUUGGCUUAAGGAUUGCAAUGAGUUUGAUAGCAGUAUUGUGUUCAAUAGAUAUGUGACACAGAAUGACAUCACAGCAGUCUUAGCAGUACAUGCAUACAGAGGAGGAAGAUUAUUAAAAGAUUGUUCUGUACCAUAUGGUUUAGUCCUAGGUGGAACCGAUGUCAAUGAACUUUACAAAGAUGAUGACAAACUGGUUGUCAUGACAUUAGCUGUCACAAAUGCAAGAUUUAUAAUAGGAUUUAGUAAACCUAUGUAUCAACAAGCUGUAUGGCUUUGGCCUGAUAUUGCAUGCAAACUUUGGGUACAACCACAAGGAGUUAUUACUACACCAUCAGCUUCAUUUAAUUUCAAAUAUCAUGUACAUGAACACUGUGAUGUCUCAUAUGAUAGUCAUAUUUUUUUAUUGGUUGCCGGUAUUAGACCUGUCAAAGAUCCUCUCUAUAUUGUACAAGCGUUUUCUGAAUGGUAUUUGAAAGACAGUAAUAUUCACCUGGUCAUUGUUGGGCCAGAAAUAGACAAAGAAUUGACCAAGACUGUGAAGGGGACUGUUGCCAAGUUAGCUGGUGUUUCCAUAUUGCCAGUCUUAUCUUUAUUCGACAUGCAUGCAGCUAUCAGAGAUUCUUUUGCCUUGGUGAAUUCAUCUCUCAGUGAAGGAAUGUCUGCUGCUAUACUAGAG
Molecule: messenger RNA, 774 nt
Organism: Saccoglossus kowalevskii
Lineage: Eukaryota; Metazoa; Hemichordata; Enteropneusta; Harrimaniidae
Product: glycosyltransferase 1 domain-containing protein 1-like
Molecular function (GO): glycosyltransferase activity
Source: RefSeq, a predicted model, not a curated record